AUGUUCGGCAAGCAGCUCUUCCUCGUCCUCGGCCUCCUGUACCUCGGCGCCUCGCCCGUCUCCGCGAGCCGCGGGGCAAAGGUCGAGCAGUGGUUGGACAAGGCCAUGGCAGAGAACCCAGGCAAGAACGUCUUCGUCCACCACGCCAACCACGGCAAGUUCGACUGGGAGGUGUCGCACCUCGUGAACCAGUAUGAGUUCGAGGUUCGAGAAGGCCCCAGGACCGAGUACUUCAAUACGAUCAUCUUCGAGGGCUGGGGCCGUAUGACGAACCACGGAGACGGCGGGUACGAGAACUGGGCCAUCGGCGGGAACUGUAACAAGAACGGCAACGUGGCCGAGUGCUGGUAA
Messenger RNA from Trichosporon asahii var. asahii CBS 2479, 351 nucleotides. RefSeq lists its product as uncharacterized. NCBI's taxonomy places the organism in Eukaryota, Fungi, Basidiomycota, Tremellomycetes, Trichosporonales, Trichosporonaceae. Bases 1 to 351 code for a protein of 116 amino acids. The record is from RefSeq and is a predicted model, not a curated record. The transcript has a single exon.